Messenger RNA from Prunus persica (peach), 1001 nucleotides. RefSeq names its product 30S ribosomal protein S17. Gene Ontology annotation, biological process: translation. Lineage: Eukaryota; Viridiplantae; Streptophyta; Magnoliopsida; Rosales; Rosaceae. The coding region runs from base 439 to 735 and encodes 98 amino acids. Gene Ontology annotation, cellular component: ribosome. The record is from RefSeq and is a predicted model, not a curated record. Gene Ontology annotation, molecular function: structural constituent of ribosome. The transcript has 4 exons.
CUCCACUUUGCCAUAUCAUCAACUCAGAUUGAUGGGUAAAUAAGCUACAUAUAUGAAAUUAUUUAAAAACCCUUACCACGUCAUCAAUUUUGACGGUUUUUUGGAUGCCUUUAACGAUGGGGGUAAGGUAGAACACAAAAUCACAGUCAAUGAAUAGGUCAUUUUAACUUUGAGGGGGUAAAAGGGGGUAAAUUGAGAUUUGAUCAAAGAUUCAGGUACUACAGUAAAUAGGCCAAAAUUAAAUAAAAUAAAAAAGCCAUUCACUUUAACAGACUUCCCGGUAAACCCUAACAUUUCUCAUUCUCUCCUCCGUCUCGCUCUUUCACAGACUGAAUUCGACGAGAGCUCCAUCGCAUCCAAUCCCUCUUCAGUUUUAAGGAAGGUCCCCAAGGCCAGGGUUAAGUGGUAAGCUGUUGUUCAUAUUAGAGUUUGAGUGAGAUGAAGGCGGUUGUGGGGAUGGUAGUUUCCAAUAAGAUGCAGAAGUCGGUGGUGGUGGCGGUGGACAGGCUGUUCCAUCACAAGCUCUACAACCGGUAUGUGAAGAGGACCUCCAAGUUCAUGGCCCAUGACGAGCAGAAUCUGUGCAACAUCGGAGACCGAGUGCGGUUGGACCCAUCAAGGCCUUUGAGCAAGCGUAAGCAUUGGGUUGUGGCUGAAAUCCUCACCAAAGCACGCAUCUAUCAGCCUCCUUUACCAUCUGAUUCACCUUCAGUUUCACCUCAUUCUACUUCUUAAGGUGAAGCUUUUUGAAAGGCAUCCGAGAGAGUGACAAGACGUUAGAUUUAGCCACAGAAAAGUUUCCGUUUCUUGAAUAUUUUUCUUGUAUGGUUGAAUGUUUCUCUUAUAAUCCAAAGCCUAAAAUAGGAGUGAUUUGUACCUCCAAUUCUUUAGGAUGUGUAAUGCAAUUGAACGUUCAUGAAACUGUUGUUGCAAAGUUUUCAUAUAUGCGAUUUAAGCUUAAAGUGAUUGGAAAGCAUCAGUCUUUCUGAAACUAGAUGCCU